CGACACAUCGGCAAUUGUAACUGUAUCUCUUGCGCAUAACACAAAUAAAAGAAGCUGUUGUCGCGCUAGUCUCUCGCUCUGGGAUCACUUACUAGCGCCGCUUAUUAGGAUCAGAGCAUUUUUGUGUAUUUAAAUUCAAAGACUUUUUAGCUCGUUCAACAAACAAAUACACGUUUCGACUUUGGACACCAUCCUACCCGAUGAUACGUCUAAGACGACACCAUACAACGACACCAUCUUACCCAACGAUACAUACACAACGACACAUGGACAACUAUAAGCGUAUCUCCUGCGCACAACACAAUCAUUGUGAUGGCAGACCACGCUGAAGAUACUCGAGCAUUCAAGCAAUUUGGGAGCCUACCGAUGGAGCUGCAGCUCAGAAUCUGGAAGUUUGCCAUCCCGGCACCGCGAAUCAUAAAAGUCUACGCUGGUCUUAUUGAGGGCCCAGAAACUACCAAUACUGAAGCAACUCGCGAUAAUACUCAUGUCGACACCUCCGGUAUAUUGAGUCAAUAUGCCAGCCCCCUUCAAUUAUCUGCUUUGCUUGAAACAUGCAAGAUCUCCCGCGACGAACUAUUGAAGACGUACAAGUCGAGCAUCAAGAUGGAUUUAGAGGGAAAACAAACACUGUACUUCGACACCGAUACCGAUAUCAUUCUUCUCGUCGUCUGUGACUUCGAGGUCUUCGGGAAUCACGGACUUGGAAGCGAUGGAAGAUUUGCGGGUAUCAAAACUUUGGCACUCCCAUGUUUCCAGGCCGAGUCCGAAUUGUUAGACCUGUUUCCUUCCCGAUUCCCAUCAGUCCAAACUCUUAUCCUCAUUGGCUUUACCGACUAUGAGCCCGAUUUUACAUUCAAGUCAAAGGCUAGCAACAAUGAACCUUUGCGUUGGGAGGGUAUCGAAGCAGCCUUUGGGGCGCACGGAGAGACACUUGAUAGCUGCAACAUCAAGGCAAACCAUCCUGAGUGGAUAGUUCCCGAAAUUAAGAUGUUGUACAACACCGGAGAAGGAGCAAUCUACAUCGAUGAGGAUGCUUGGUGGUGA
Messenger RNA from Mollisia scopiformis, 1047 nucleotides. RefSeq lists its product as uncharacterized. Bases 313 to 1047 code for a protein of 244 amino acids. Lineage: Eukaryota; Fungi; Ascomycota; Leotiomycetes; Helotiales; Mollisiaceae. The transcript has 2 exons. The record is from RefSeq and is a predicted model, not a curated record.